Molecule: messenger RNA, 640 nt
Organism: Camelina sativa (false flax)
Lineage: Eukaryota; Viridiplantae; Streptophyta; Magnoliopsida; Brassicales; Brassicaceae
Source: RefSeq, a predicted model, not a curated record
ACCAACCACAGAAAAUUUGAUAAAUCUGACUCAAAAAUGAAGCUGGUGAUCCUGUUAUCCUUCUUGCUCGUUCUCACAAUGUUUUCUUCAGGAAUUGAGACUUCGCAUCUUGACAACGUCCACCACAAGAUUAAAGAGAAGGUGGUGAUGAAUGCAAGAAGAAUUGAUCUAGAGACUGACUACAGUGGUCCGCAUUUGAGACCACCUGUUCCAUCACGCCCUCCAAAAGCACUACUACAUGUCGGUAACGUCCACCACAAGGUUAAAGAGGAGGUAGCGAUGAAUGGAAGAAGAAUCGAUUUUGAAAUGGACUACACCGGCCCGCAUCCAAGGCCGCCCGGCCCUCCACACGCACCAGUACAUGCCUAAAACAAGAAAAAGUAGAUGUCCGUCUAUUACACAAAUGAAAAUAUCACGAACCAUUUUAUUUAAUAACAUGAAGUUAAGUUAAAAUUGUCAUAUUUUCGCUAAAAUAUAUUAUAAAAAUGUGUGUCCUUUUUAUUAUUAUACAGAUUUUUUUUUUUAAAGUUGUGUGAUAAAAAAAAUAAGUCUGUAUUCAAAAGGUUGAUAAAGUUAUGUGAUAUGGAACAAAUAUGGGUACAAAGACAACGGAAAUUAUGCUUCAUUUUUAUAAUAUAUG